GUUUAGACGCAGACGCAGAAUGUGUCGAGUGGCCAGAAUGUGGACUCGGGAGGCAGCUGGACACGGGCUCCCUGCAUCACCAGUGCAGCCUGAGGCGUGUCAGGGUAAGGCCAUGCCACCUCCUGGGAAAGCGGCCCGGAAGGAGAACCUGGGCCUGCAGUGUGAGUGGGGGUCCUGCUCCUUUGUGUGCUCGGCUAUGGAGGAGUUCUGUGAGCAUGUCACGCAGCACCUGCAGCAGCACCUGCACAGCGCCGAGGAGAAGGAGGAGGAGGAAGACCCCCUUGAGGAAGAGUUCUCUUGCCUGUGGCAGGAAUGUGACUUCUGUUCCAUAGACAAUUCUGUGGACCUCAUCCGCCAUGUCUACUUCCACUGCUACCACACCAAGCUGAAACAGUGGGGGCUGCAGGCCUUGCAAACCCGGGCUGACCUCAGCCCCUGCAUCCUGGACUUGCAGAGCCGGAAUGUUGUCCCUGACAUCCCCGACCAUUUCCUGUGUCUGUGGGAGCACUGUGAGAGCUCCUUCGACAACCCCGAGUGGUUCUAUCGCCACGUGGAGGCGCACAGCCUGUGCUGUGAAUACCGCGCUGCUGGCAAGGACAACCACGUGGUGCUGUGUGGCUGGCAAGGGUGUACCUGCACCUUCAAGGACCGCUGCAAGCUUCGAGAGCACCUGCGCAGCCACACCCAGGAGAAGGUGGUGGCUUGUCCCACCUGUGGGGGCAUGUUCGCCAACAACACGAAGUUCUUGGACCACAUCCGCCGGCAGACCUCAUUGGAGCAGCAACGUUUCCAGUGCUCUCACUGUUCCAAGAGGUUCGCCACAGAGCGGCUGCUGCGGGACCACAUGCGCAACCAUGCAUCCCUGAGAACCCUAGGACUGCUUCCAUCCUUCAUCUUUGCCCCUCCCUUGCCUGUGCCCAGGCCCUGUCUCUCUGCCCCCCACCAUGUUUGCUGCCCUUUGUGCCCCUGCCUCACCAGGUACAAGGAGCAUGAAGAUGGCUACAUGCGACUGCAGCUGGUUCGCUAUGAAAGCGUAGAGCUGACCCAGCAACUGCUACGGCAGCCCCAAGAAGAGCCGGGCUUGGGAGUUUCGCUGAACGAGAGCAGCCUGCAGGGCAUCCUUCUAGAAACAGUCCCAGAGGAUCCAGGACUUGAAGAGGCUGAAGAGGGUGGGGGUGGUGAGGGGACAGCUCUUCAGGAAACCCCCAGCCCUGUCCCCCACUUGGUGAAUCAGACCAGUGCCCAAAGCCAGCAAGAAAUUGUCUACUAUGUGCUGUCUGAGGCCCCAGGACAGCCUCCCCUGCACGCUGAGCCACCCUCGGGGAGUGGCACGGAAAAGCUUCAGGGAACAGCGAAGGAGCCCCGGUACCCAUGAUGUGAAGGCUGCAGGCCUGACCACUCCUACCUCAGGGCCUAGGUUUGAGCCAGCUGGUGGCAGCCCCCCAGUGGCAGUCAGCGCGUCCCUCGAGGAGUGGUGCUGAGAACUGCGUCCAUUCUGGACCAGGCACCACCUAUUCUCCUGACGGACUUCCCUUUGCCGCCAGAUCAGUCGCCGUGUAAUGGGGAUACUGAGGAGCUGGAUUCUGUAUGGGGAGCAUCGUGGGGGGUGUUCGUGGUGAGGGGACUUAGCAGGCUUAACGAGAAAUCCUGCACACAGGCUAGAGAGAGGGUGAAAUCCGUGGUCAUGCACAUUCACUCCUAUCUUUGUGGGGGCCGUCCGUAGACUCAGGGGUCACCUGUAACUGCCCUCUCUAACAGUUCUUUCCUUGAAACCAGCCAAGGCAUUGAGAGCCAGACCUCCAUUUCUCUCCUGGGGGGUCUUCCAACAGCCCCAGGAGUCCAUUGUAUCCUCAGGGACGGGAUUGGAGGCGCGGAGUUUGUGGAUAAGGAUUGUUUUUUGGUAAUAAAAGACACUUGGGUGUUCA
This is a messenger RNA of Echinops telfairi (small Madagascar hedgehog), 1925 nucleotides long. It is a transcript of the gene HINFP, whose product is annotated as histone H4 transcription factor. Gene Ontology annotation, molecular function: DNA-binding transcription factor activity, RNA polymerase II-specific; RNA polymerase II cis-regulatory region sequence-specific DNA binding. Gene Ontology annotation, biological process: anatomical structure development; regulation of transcription by RNA polymerase II. The record is from RefSeq and is a predicted model, not a curated record. NCBI's taxonomy places the organism in Eukaryota, Metazoa, Chordata, Mammalia, Afrosoricida, Tenrecidae. The transcript is spliced from 7 exons. The coding region runs from base 20 to 1375 and encodes 451 amino acids.